AGGAGGAAGAAGGUCUCUUCAAAUCCUGUCCAAAGGAUCUGAAUCGCAUUGCCAGGCAGUGGCUACGUGCUCUUAACGGGACGGCACAAUGGAGUUUCUUUCCCAUAAUAAUCUAAAGAAGGAGCUUUUCUGCGCGCUUUGCGCAGCUCUCCUCCUCCUCACCAGAGUCACAUCUGCAGAGGAAGGCGACUAUGUGAAAAAUUCCCAAUGUCACAACUACGCGGGAGGACACGUCUAUCCUGGAGAGGCUUCCCGGGUGCCUGUGUCUGACCAUUCCCUGCACCUCAGCAAAGCCAAGAUUUCAAAGCCUGCACCACACUGGGAAGGAACAGCUGUCAUUAACGGUGAAUUCAAGGAGGCGAAGCUGUCGGACUACAGAGGAAAAUAUCUUGUCUUCUUCUUCUAUCCACUGGACUUCACAUUUGUCUGCCCCACUGAGAUCAUUGCAUUCAGCGAUCGUGUGCAUGAGUUCCGUGCCAUUAACACAGAGGUGGUCGCUUGCUCUGUCGACUCCCAGUUCACCCACCUGGCCUGGAUCAAUACGCCCAGGAAGCAGGGAGGACUUGGACCAAUGAAAAUCCCUCUGUUGUCUGACCUCACUCACCAGAUUUCAAAAGACUAUGGAGUCUACUUGGAGGACCAAGGACACACACUGAGGGGACUCUUCAUCAUCGACGACAAAGGCAUUCUGAGGCAGAUCACCAUGAACGAUCUUCCAGUAGGAAGAUCAGUGGAUGAGACUCUGCGGCUCGUGCAGGCCUUUCAGUACACUGACAAGCACGGAGAAGUGUGUCCAGCAGGAUGGAAGCCAGGCAGCGACACAAUUAUUCCUGACCCUUCAGGCAAGCUUAAGUAUUUUGAUAAACUGAACUGAUCUGCAUUUCUGUCGUCCCAGUCCAUAAAAUCCACCUCAUUCUGAAAGUUCAAAUAAAAUGUGUUUUCAUAAAA
Messenger RNA from Micropterus salmoides (largemouth bass), 948 nucleotides. It is a transcript of the gene prdx4, whose product is annotated as peroxiredoxin 4. Gene Ontology annotation, cellular component: cytosol; endoplasmic reticulum. The coding region runs from base 89 to 874 and encodes 261 amino acids. NCBI's taxonomy places the organism in Eukaryota, Metazoa, Chordata, Actinopteri, Centrarchiformes, Centrarchidae. Gene Ontology annotation, molecular function: thioredoxin peroxidase activity. The record is from RefSeq and is a predicted model, not a curated record. Gene Ontology annotation, biological process: response to oxidative stress; hydrogen peroxide catabolic process; cellular response to stress. The transcript has 7 exons.